Messenger RNA from Rhodofomes roseus, 1032 nucleotides. RefSeq lists its product as uncharacterized. The record is from RefSeq and is a predicted model, not a curated record. The transcript has 4 exons. Bases 1 to 1032 code for a protein of 343 amino acids. NCBI's taxonomy places the organism in Eukaryota, Fungi, Basidiomycota, Agaricomycetes, Polyporales, Fomitopsidaceae.
AUGUACGACAUCGCAUACCAGUACAGCAAGAAGGUCCUGGGGAGGUUUUCUCAGGGCCCACACCUCAGCUGGCCUGAGGCGGCCGACAUAAUUUGGGGAAUUGGCCUGUUCCACAUCCACAGCCACCAGCACGACUGUUUACCAAAGUACUCGCCUUCAUUCAUUCCUGGCGCUGGGCAGGUAGACAGCGAGAUCAUUGAGACGUUAUGGGCCCCGCUUAAUCGCAUACCAGGCAGUACGCGCGCCAUGGCAACAUCUCAUAGGAAAGAGGUCAUUGAUGACCAUAUGAAUGACACCAAUUGGCGAAAGACAAUCAGCAUGGUGAAGAUGCUGUCUCAGAGGUUCAUCCAGACUGAGAAGCAACAGGAGCUGUGCCAAGAGCUGCUACAGGAACUCAAGGAGUCUAGCGACACAGAACUGUUGGCCAAAUGGAAGGAGCUUGAAAUGAGAGCACGGAUGGAGAGAGGACAAGAUCUGUUGGUCAUGGAGUCCUAUGAGGUCACCCAAGAGAAAGCCCCUAGUAAGAAGCAGAUGCAGCUUCUGCUUGAACAAGAGGAGGGCAAACAGAAGGACAGCCCCGGAUCUACGUCGUGGCUGGCGGAGGGAAUCUUGAUUCAGGAGCAACAGCUUGCCAUAAGAGUGCUGGCACGAAAGCUGAAGAAGCAGGCCUUACUGCCGGACAGACUCCAGCUUGUGGAGAAGGACAACAAAUUGAAGCAAGCAGUGGAUCGCUUUUCGAGCAAAGCAGCUGGCUACUGGAAGUGUGCUGACGAUGAGGAGGCAGACAAUGAAGUGGCCCGACGCCCUGGGGUCUACACUGGAGAGGAAUGGGAGGAUCUUGAAGAGGAACCUGAUUUGGGCAAGGACCACAUAGUGAUGGAUGAACCUGAAGAUGAGAUAUUGCCAGAGUCCAUCUCACUUCCACUGCCAUCAACAUUGGGGAAGGUGAGGUUGGAAGAGCUGGGGAAGGUCAAGAUGGAUUGUCGGGAGCUCUGCCUGUGGGAGGGUCAGGCAAACGAUGCCCUCCACUGA